AUGUAUGGUAAAUCUGGACCAUCUUCGACAAAGGAAAAGAAGGAAGGACAAGGAACGCCGGUUCUGGCGGGUUCCAUGCCUUUUGGGAAGAGCUCGAAAACCAUUCGUUCUCCACCUCAAGGUGCUUUUUCGGGAGCUCAAUCGGCUAGGUCAUCAACGUCCGAAGAAAAAGACACGCUCAUGGAGAUUGCUGAAAGCACGUUCAAUAAGGACGGUACACUUCUCAAUGAGAAGCUACAUGGGAAAGAUAACAGGGAGAGUACGAAUGUGACGGAGCAGCCUAAGAGUCUUGCGAGAGCAGUCUCCAAUUUAGAAUCUCUUAGGCAAUUGGCUGACACGGCAAACACUGAAGAGGAACAGGGCCUCAAAGCCAUUGAAGAAGUCCUGAAAGAAUUUGAAGCCGUUAUGAAGACGAACCAUCGAGACCCCACUGUAAUUAAGAGUGGCGUGGCGAAGAUCAGGGAGUCUUUGUCCGGAAUCCACACGAGCCGGAAGCAGCGUAGUGAGGCAGUCACCACGGAACGAGAAUUGGUCGGCUCCACUACCUCUCCAGUCGAGAUGAGGAGUGGUAAGAGGAAGAGGGCAAUGCCAGGUGAAGUUGCAAGACUGGAGGUCAACUUGCCUCCUCUAACGAUAAGUGACCCGGUGGGGAGUGACACGCCGGCUAGGGCUAGUCCUGAGCCGGUCACCCCACACCUGAAAAAGGGCCCAUCUAACGCCGAACGGGUCCACUCAGAGGAGCAACUCUGGCAAGAAGACCCUCCUGCCGCCUCCUCUGCAACGGCAAAGCUGAGGAAAGAAGAGAGGAGGAAGACGCGUCCGGAUGCAGUCCUCAUUCGACCAACCACUGGUAAGUCGUAUGCGGACCUGCUAAAGGACAUCCGUUCAAAGAUAAAGCCGGAGGACUCGGGGGCGGAAGUCAGGGCUAUUCGUCCGACCCGCACCGGCGGUCUUCUGGUGGAGCUCGGGUCGAAGACCACAGACAAAGACGGGUUCAGCUCGGCUUUGAAGACGGCCAUUGGCGAGAGCGGCAUUGUCAGUGUUUUAGAGCCUAGAGCCUCGAUAGAGAUCCGAGACCUGGACAGUCUCUCUACGGCGGAGGAGGUUCAGGAGGCUGUUGAAAGGGAGCUCGGUGCUAGCGCAGGGGUGGUCAAGGUGUUCCUGACACAACCAAACAGAAGGGAGCAGAAACUCGCAGUUGUCUCUCUGUCUGAGCGGGGAGUUAAUCAGCUGCUGAGGACUUCAAAAAUCAAAAUUGGGUGGGUCAAUUGCAGGAUUCGUCGAAGGGUGGAAGUGACCAGAUGCUUCAGAUGUUUCGGCUACGGCCAUCUGCAGACGGACUGCAAGGGACCCGACAGGAAGGCAUUGAACCUUUGCCUGAAGUGCGGGGAGAGCGGACACAAGCGAGAUACCUGUGCUGCUAAAGCAAAGUGCUUUCUGUGUGCUAACGAAGAUCAGGACACCGUUGACACCAAGCACACUCCUGGCUCGAGAACCUGUCUCACGUUUUGCGUGUCCUCCAAGCUUAUUCUGGAAAAACAGAUCGAUCUGCUCAUCUUAAGCGAGCACUAUCGUGACCGGGUUGGACCCAACUGGUUUCCGGACUAUCUGGGAACCACUGCCAUCUGGGUCCCGAAUACCAACGUGUUGGUUAAAGGUCACGAUUUCCAGAAUCAGCUGAAUGACCUAGAGGAUAUUAUCUUGACACUAGGUAACAGUAGGAUAAUCUUAGCUGGAGACUUCAACGCCAAGUCUGUAGAGUGGGGCAUGCCUGCGACGGAUGUAAGGGGUUUCCGGAUUUUGGAGAUGGCAGCCCGGACCGGUCUAGUGGUCUCUAAUGUGGGGAGUGCACCCACUUUCAGAAGACCAGGUUACUGA
Messenger RNA from Homalodisca vitripennis (glassy-winged sharpshooter), 1878 nucleotides. RefSeq lists its product as uncharacterized. The transcript has 4 exons. Bases 1 to 1878 code for a protein of 625 amino acids. Gene Ontology annotation, molecular function: zinc ion binding; nucleic acid binding; catalytic activity. NCBI's taxonomy places the organism in Eukaryota, Metazoa, Arthropoda, Insecta, Hemiptera, Cicadellidae. The record is from RefSeq and is a predicted model, not a curated record.